This is a messenger RNA of Fonsecaea multimorphosa CBS 102226, 1671 nucleotides long. RefSeq lists its product as uncharacterized. The transcript has 2 exons. The record is from RefSeq and is a predicted model, not a curated record. Bases 1 to 1671 code for a protein of 556 amino acids. NCBI's taxonomy places the organism in Eukaryota, Fungi, Ascomycota, Eurotiomycetes, Chaetothyriales, Herpotrichiellaceae.
AUGACACUUAAAGACGUCUACCAGCGUUUCCUGGAGCUACCCAAUCCCAUCAGCCUGUCCGAGAAUGCCUCCCUCCAUUACAUUACCACCCUGAACACCUUUACACAGCCUGUCAAUAUUGUUCGGCACCUUGAGUCUCAAAACAAAAAGUUGGUCAAGACCAAAAGUGCGAGAAUAAUUUCAGCGGUGGAGGGACCGAAUGCCAUCGCCCUUGAGGUCGAGACGGUGCUGGAGUUCAUCUCAGGUGGAGGGUCAUACUUGCCAGGUCUUGAGAACUUCGUUGUUGACAAGAUUGCCACAAUCCCAACGACUCACAUUGUCCAUUUCGACGCCGAACAGAAAAUCUCCGUAAUCCGCAUCUCCUGGGAUCAAGCGUCAUUGUUGAAACAGACCGAAGUGAUCGGGUCAAGAGGCAAGAAUUGGCCGGUAGUCGACGGCAAAGACCAGGUCAGACUCAUCAACUCCAGCUUGACGGCGACUCCCCCAGCGGCAGAACUGCCCACUAGCCCCAGAGGUCGCUCGGAAAACCAAAGUCUUGCCUCCUCGCGCAAUGCGUCCCCGAGUAAAAGGCACAUCAAGGACCCUCAUGCAAGCCUCGACCUCUUUUCACCCAAGCCCGUCGACGAGAAUGAGCGGAUUUCGGGCCCCAACGCCGUGGCUCCGCGGGCGUCUGCUAGACCGCCACCACGCGAGAUGAGCGAGUUGUUCGCGGCGGGACAUGAAGAUCAUGAGCCAGGAUCGCCAAAGAAGGUCCCUGUCGAGCCGGUCGUGGCGCCCAAAGGAGGGAGCAACCAGAAGUUCGCCCCGCCGCGCCUGUUUGCUGAUGACCCCAACGAACCUGCUCCUGUCGGUUACAAGUCCAACCCUGCCAAGUACAACCAUUUCCAUCUUGGAGAGGAGCUGGAAGAUGACCCACUGCAGCAUCGUGACGUUACUCCUAAGCCAAAGACAACGAUGCCACUGCGAGGGAAAUCCAACAGACAGCAAUCUCAAUGGGAUUUCCAGGACUUUUUCACGCCAGAAAAGAUCACGCAAAAGGUGCGAGACCAAGACAUCGUCCACUUCAGCCUGGAUAGUGCCGUCAAUGAUCUCGAGACCCCGGGAAAGAAAGUGGUGGGCAAGCCACGCCGCGACAAUGAGAUCCACUUUGAAUUGCAAGACGACGGAACUCCCAUCGAGCGCCAUGCCGUCCCGAAACCUCGAAAAGAUGCGGAAACACACUUUCAACUGAGAGACGAGGCGACACCGGCUCCCACCCGUACUUCGGGGCGUCCGACCAGCUCGGCAAGUGAUCGCAUGGGGCUAUACGCUAACAACGUAUUCGACGAGGAUGACAAUGGCAGACCGGAGGAAAAGGCACCACUCUCCACCAUCACCAAUAACGCGAAUCGCAAACAUGAUUUCGACAGUCACUGGACGAUGUCUGAUGCAUCGCCGGCCAAUGGAAAGGCCAAUAAUGAGAACAAGCCGGCCAACAAGCACCGCAAGAAGCCGUCACAAAUGGACACCCACUGGGAUCCGUACGAGGAGACUACAGAUCAGCCACAGAAUCCACCUGCAGUGAGUCGGUUGAGAAAGGGCAUGGAGAGUCACUGGAGCAUGGGAGCAGAGGAGGAAAAGACGGCCGCCAAUGGAAAAAAUAAGAAUGCAAAGAGCUUCUGGGACUUUUGA